Nerophis lumbriciformis (worm pipefish) is the source of this 1005-nucleotide messenger RNA. NCBI's taxonomy places the organism in Eukaryota, Metazoa, Chordata, Actinopteri, Syngnathiformes, Syngnathidae. The record is from RefSeq and is a predicted model, not a curated record.
AUGGCGCUCUCCAGAGGCUUGAGAUGCUGUCAAAAGGUUUUCUCGUGGAUACCUGUUCUUAUUAUUGCUUCCGUGGUGCUGUGGUCGUAUUACGCUUACGUAUUUCAGCUAUGCCUAUUCACACUGUCGAACUCACUGGAAAAGGUGUCCUAUUUAUUGGUAUUCCAUGUUUGCUUUGGAAUGUUUUCCUGGACCUACUGGAAGUCCAUUUUUACCCCAGUUGCAUCACCAUGCAAGAAGUUUCAGCUGUCUUACUCCGACAAGGAAAGGUACGAGAUGGAGGAGAGACCAGAUGCACAGAAACAAAUCUUGGUCGAUAUUGCCAAGAAGCUACCCAUCUACACUCGAGCACAGUCUGGAGCUAUCAGGUUCUGCGACCGCUGCCAGGUGUUGAAGCCUGACCGCUGUCACCACUGCUCAGUCUGUGAAACAUGCGUUUUGAAAAUGGACCAUCACUGCCCCUGGGUGAACAACUGUGUCGGCUUUUCCAACUACAAGUUUUUCCUGCUUUUCCUCUCUUAUUCAAUGUUAUACUGCAUAUACAUUGCUGCCACAGUCUUUCAGUACUUCAUAAAAUUCUGGGUGGGGGACUUGCCAAACGGACCAGCAAAGUUCCAUGUCCUUUUCCUCAUGUUUGUGGCACUCAUGUUUUUUGUUAGUCUCAUGUUCCUCUUCAGUUAUCACUGUUGGUUGGUUGCCAAAAACAGAUCCACUUUAGAGGCCUUUUCAGUUCCAGUUUUUGUCAGCGGACCGGACAGACACGGUUUCAAUGUUGGCCUACGCAAAAAUCUGCAGCAAGUAUUCGGCAAAGACAGGAAACUUUGGUUCAUCCCUGUUUUCACAAGCCAAGGAAAUGGACAUUUUUUUCCUUUGAAGAAUCGGAGCGAGUGUCAGAACCCCUUACUGGCAAACGGCGAGAUGUGGGAGGAGUCAGAUGACGCUUCUGAGGAAGGAAGCUGGGGUGAGGAUCAAGACCCUUCUGUAACCGUAGAGAUGGAGGACUAA